Exophiala aquamarina CBS 119918 is the source of this 1380-nucleotide messenger RNA. RefSeq lists its product as uncharacterized. The transcript has a single exon. NCBI's taxonomy places the organism in Eukaryota, Fungi, Ascomycota, Eurotiomycetes, Chaetothyriales, Herpotrichiellaceae. Gene Ontology annotation, molecular function: FAD binding. The record is from RefSeq and is a predicted model, not a curated record. The coding region runs from base 1 to 1380 and encodes 459 amino acids.
AUGGAAUCGCAAUGUGCGACUUCUGCGCAAGUAGUAGUGGCUGGGGCUGGGCCUGUAGGCUUGCUCGCAGCUCUGACUCUUGCCCGGCGAGCGAUCAGUGUAUUGGUCCUCGAGAAGGGCGAAGAUGUGGACGACUCGCCGCGAGCAAUGGCAUUUCAGCCUUGUGCUGUGGCUGAGAUGAUCGAGCUUGGUAUAUACGAUGAUGUCAAGGUCGCAUGCAUUCCAGAUGCGACCAUUUCCUGGUGGAGAGCCAGAACAGAGGACAGCCACCACAGGCACCUGGCGACCAUCUCAACAUCCGACAACGUAAAGAAUGGCGCCGAGAAGCCUUUGUCAGGCCUUAAUAUCGGGCAAGAUGUUCUGUCUCGGAUAUUACUAAAACACUUGACCCAGUAUUCAAACGCCAAAGUUCUAUGGAAACACGCUGUCGUCGGUUUGGAGGACAUGGGUGGGCAUGUCAAAGUGAGGUAUCAACUUGAUUCCCAGGGAACAGACGCAUUGCAGCAGUCGAUACUAGCAAAGUGGUUGAUCGGUGCCGAUGGGGCCCGAAGCGCUGUGCGCAAGAGUCUAGCAGUUGGGUUCGAAGGGUUUACAUGGCCCAAAGAGGAGUUCGUCGCAUCAAACGUUUAUUACCCAUUCGAGAAAUACGGCUUCACCUCUCGAAAUUUCGUUAUCGACGGCGUCAACUGGGCCAUUGUUGCCAAAAUCAGGGAGGACGGUUUGUGGAGGGUGGCGUUCGGGACAACGCCUGGAACUUCGGAGGAAGAAAUCCGAGCACAUCUGCAGGACAGUUACAAGUACAUCUUUCCAGGUCCCGCCACAGGUUGGAAGUUAGAGCGGUUGAACACAUACCGACCCCAUCAACGCUGCGUGACUUCGAUGAGAGUAGGAUGCGUUCUGCUUGUUGGCGAUGCAGCACAUCUCAACAACCCCAUUGGAGGCUUGGGCCUGACAACUGGGAUUUUGGAUGCGGGUCCGCUGGGCAGGGCUCUUGCAGCUGUUAUUUCUGGAGCUCCGAGUUCGUUACUCGACACUUGGGCCCAGGCCCGCAAAGAGACAUGGUGGAGCGCCACAAAUAAACAGUCCAUAGAAUUCAAGCGAAUUGCACAGCAAGGAGGGUAUGGAAAUGACCCUAGGGAGAUAUGGGUUAAAGAUCAGGUGGCCAAAGACCAAGGCAUGCUUCCAUACCUUGAAAACGCAGUGCCUGAGGCCAAGACUCGCGAUGAGGGGCUUUAUCAGGCAUUGAGCGAUCCACAGGAGCAGGCAUCGUCGCGGGCUGGGAUCUGGAAGCUUGCUCUGCCUGCCGACUGGAUGGCAGAAUAUGACGAUGCAGAGACUGUCAGAUGGCGGCAGUCUCUGAGACCGGCGCUCAAUUCAUAG